This is a messenger RNA of Syngnathus acus (greater pipefish), 1364 nucleotides long. It is a transcript of the gene eme2, whose product is annotated as probable crossover junction endonuclease EME2. The record is from RefSeq and is a predicted model, not a curated record. Gene Ontology annotation, molecular function: DNA binding; nuclease activity. Lineage: Eukaryota; Metazoa; Chordata; Actinopteri; Syngnathiformes; Syngnathidae. Gene Ontology annotation, cellular component: Holliday junction resolvase complex; nucleus. Bases 101 to 1306 code for a protein of 401 amino acids. The transcript is spliced from 8 exons. Gene Ontology annotation, biological process: replication fork processing; double-strand break repair; mitotic intra-S DNA damage checkpoint signaling.
GCCUUUCUGAAAUGACCCUCGGAGGACACCGUCACAUGCAGAAUGUAAACAAAACGUUUUUUAAUCGAUCGUUGGGAUUUGUAGCAUUUUUCUGAUUAAAAUGUCUGCGAUAUGGGAAAUUUCCGAUUCAGAUACUGAGGUCGAUGAAGAAUCAAAAGACGAUUUACAGCGUGACGAAAGUGCUAAAGACUCCGGAGAUCGAAACUUUUCCCCGCCAGGGCACGAUCGGCCGAGUCCAGCAAAAAAACGCCGUUCCAAGGAGGAAAUCGAGGCGGAUAGGGAGAGAGCGUUGCAACGGAGGGAGGCUCGAGAGAAGAAGCGAGCUGCGAAGGAGCGAGAGAAGCAAGAGAAGAGAAAGGAGCAGCAGGAAAGAAAAGAAGCUGCACAACAUCUUAACAGUCUCAAGCCGGAGAAUUAUCUCAAACGCUUAACAGUCUGCAUCGAUUCAGCUCUCCUGCAACAGGGAGGCUGUGACAUCCUGUUAGGCACCCUGUCAUCUUUUGAAUGGAGGUACAGCAUCCAACAGCAGCGCCUUCCAAACAGCAUCACAUGGAUCAGGGAUUUACCUCAGCUGGCUGAGGAUGGCGCUGGAACGGUUGCGGAGGACCAGCUCGUGCAGGUGCUACGUCCAUCUGAAUUCUUAGACAUGGUUACCUCUGUGAAAAAAAUGAUGGACAAUGAGGAAGAACCAGUGGUGGACUCUGUCCUCGGUCCUUUCCUCGAUCGGGACGGUGUAAAGGCGAUCACUCUCUUGGUAACCGAGUCCCAGAUGGAUUACAGGAGACACACAUUAGGGGAAACAAUCCAAUCCAAAUACGGCGGGGGGAAUUUGGACGUAGAGGAGGUUCUCGUGUAUCUGCAGCUUCAUAAGAACAUAUCCGUGGUCUUUGUGAAUGGCUGGCAGGACGUCACUGACCACGUGUGCGCCGUCACCAAGUCCUUGUCCAAACGCCCUUUUAAGCAGCUGACGGAGCAGUCGGAGCUGCCCUUUUGCGUGGACGGCUCGUGGGCCAGCGGGGUGCGGGUGGAGAAGGACGGCUCCGGGCUCAAGCAGGUGUGGAGCAAGCAGAUCCAGCAGCUCAACAGAGUCAGUCAGGCCACGGCUUCCUGUGUGACAGCCGCUUACCCGUCGCCGCAGCUACUGCUGCAGGCUUACAAGGCAUCAGGCUCAGAGGCGGAACGAAAGAAACUGCUGGCCGAUCUGGCAGUGAAGGGCGAAGGCAAAGACAGGCGGGUGGGACCCGAGAUUUCUACUAGAGUUUACCGCUGCCUCACCGCUCAAAACCCGGAACUAGUCCUGGACUGACUUGAAAAUGUUUACAGUACAUCUUGUUACAGCAUUCACUUAAAAACCUGCAGCAGAA